AUGGAAGGGGAAUGGGCAGCUAGUGUGGAAGAGCUCAAAGGGGAGCUGAAGGUGGAGCGAGAGCGGCGAAUUGAGCUCGAAACUCGGAUCGGCGAGUUGCUUCACAGGGAGGGGGCCGAGGCCGUCCUGGUAAAGCGAAUAGCUGGCGAGCUACAAGAAGAAUGGGAAAAGCGGGCCGUGCUGGAAGAGCGGGUGGAGGCGCUAAUGGCACAGGCGGCGCGUAAUCCCGGGUCAGCUCAGGCGGGCGGCGGGGACGGCGCGGAGACUCAGGCAGAGGCAUGCCAUGAGAGCAGGGAGGGACGCCUAGGGGCCGUUGAACAGCAGGCGAGAGCCGGCGGCAACACGGCGGUUCCACAACUCUACAGCGAUGUAGUGCGGCAGGCUUCGGGUGGGAAGGGACGAACGGCAGGGAGCACAUCGUCACGUGUCAGUGGCGCACGGCGGGUGGAGAACCAGCUAGCGCGAACUGGAGGACGACAAUCGCAGGCGGGAGGCAAACGUGUAGAGCGAAGGGUCCUAGUGGUGGCGGACUCCAACGUAGCUAGGGUUGAGGAGGGCGUCCUUACAACAGUGAAGGCAGACGGGCGGGUGACGGUGGAGGCCCAGUCAGGGAAGUGCACGGUUGAUGCAAUGGCAAAAGCUCAGAAGGCGGUAUGGAACAACAUGGAGCAUGAACUUCUGGUCAUUAUCCAUGCUGCUCUCAACGAUGUGCUGAAAGGAAGGAGCCAGAACCUAAACGGACAUUUAGAGGUUGGGUUGCGUAAACUCAGAGAAACCUCUGCAAAUGUGCAUGUGACCAUAUGCACAAUCCCACAUGUCCGGGGCCAGGCUAGCGGGAUGGAAUGGAGGGUGCUUGAGGCUAACCGGGUCAUUAGGGGUCUGAGCAGACCACUUGGGUACGGCAUAAUGGAGGUAAACCGGGAAGUGUACGAGUCUGGCUCCCACCCUUUUGCACAGGAUGGCAUUCACUACAGUGGUACCACGGGCGGGAGCGUAGGUAGUAGGAUAGGGCGCCAAGCUACGGCUUUUUUGGGGUGA
Messenger RNA from Dermacentor silvarum, 1038 nucleotides. RefSeq lists its product as uncharacterized. The coding region runs from base 1 to 1038 and encodes 345 amino acids. The transcript has a single exon. The record is from RefSeq and is a predicted model, not a curated record. NCBI's taxonomy places the organism in Eukaryota, Metazoa, Arthropoda, Arachnida, Ixodida, Ixodidae.